AUGUCAUUUAAUUUCAGAUGUGCUUUCAUUUUAGUUCAAAAAGAAUUUGCAGACAAACUUUUAGCUAAAUCCGGUUCUAAUGAUUAUUCUAAAUUAUCAGUUGUUACUCAAUUAAUGUCAAAAAUAGAGCAUGUUUUAAAAGUGUCAAAAAAUUCAUAUUCCCCUCCCCUGAAUAUUGAUACUUGUUUUGUAAAGAUACAGUUGAGAUCACCUAAAGUACCGAUUGAUGUGAUGGAGUUUGAACGUUUACUUAAAUUUUGUUUUAAUAGAAAAAAUAAGCUUCUUUCAUCAAAUUUAAACUGUCCACAAUUUCAUUCACACAUAGUUGAUGUAAUAGAAUGUGAUAAGAAGGAAGCUAGUAGAUUAGUCUUACAGAUAAUUGCAAAUUGUGACUUUAAGACAACUAGACCAUCUAAGAUGCAUGUUGAAGACUUUUUAAAAUUGUUACUUGAAUUUAAGAAAACAGGUGUGUCUUUUUAA
Molecule: messenger RNA, 480 nt
Organism: Hepatospora eriocheir
Lineage: Eukaryota; Fungi; Microsporidia; Hepatosporidae
Source: the annotation of a GenBank genome assembly